Messenger RNA from Beauveria bassiana ARSEF 2860, 1158 nucleotides. Its product is annotated as uroporphyrinogen decarboxylase. Bases 1 to 1158 code for a protein of 385 amino acids. Gene Ontology annotation, molecular function: uroporphyrinogen decarboxylase activity. Gene Ontology annotation, cellular component: cytosol. NCBI's taxonomy places the organism in Eukaryota, Fungi, Ascomycota, Sordariomycetes, Hypocreales, Cordycipitaceae. The record is from RefSeq and is a predicted model, not a curated record. Gene Ontology annotation, biological process: heme biosynthetic process. The transcript is spliced from 3 exons.
AUGAAACACAAUUUUGAGCCCUUGCAGAACAAUUUACUGCUGCGCGCAGCUCGCGGCGAAGUUGUUGAACGCCCGCCAAUGUGGGUGAUGCGGCAGGGUAAGCAGCGCAAACCUUCCCUAUACAAAAUGCUGACUCUGAUUUGGUCUUCGAAAGCUGGCCGCUAUCUUCCCGAAUAUCAUGAAGAGAAGGCUGGUCGAGACUUUUUUGAAUGUUGCCGGGAUCCCGAGGUAGCCUCAAAUCUGACCCUUCAGCCAGUUGAUCGUUAUGCCGGCCUUAUCGACGCCGCCAUUAUAUUCUCCGACAUUUUAGUUAUCCCGCAAGCUAUGGGAAUGACAGUUGAAAUGGUAGACCAAAAGGGUCCGCAUUUUCCGCAGCCUCUGAAGACUCCCGAGGACGAGCAAUACAACAUGGUCUUGGAGCGCAACGUUGACGUCGCCAAGGAACUCAGCUACGUCUACAAAGCCAUCACGCUCACGCGUCAAAAACUCAAGGGCCGUGUGCCCUUGAUCGGCUUCUGCGGUGCACCGUGGACGCUGCUUUGCUACAUGGUUGAGGGUGGUGGUACUAAACUUUUUGCGCAGAGCAAGACGUGGAUCUACAAGUAUCCUGACGCGACCAAGAAGCUCUUGACCAAGAUCGCGGAUAUCUGUGUGGAACAUCUGGCUCUUCAGGUCGAAGCUGGUGCUCAACUCGUCAUGGUGUUUGACUCGUGGGCUGGUGAGCUCGGUCCCGAUUCAUUCAGCAAGUUCUCAGAGCCAUUCCUAGCGCAUAUCGCACAAAAGCUGCCAGUGAAGCUAAGAAGCCUCGAUCUUGAGCCUGUUCCUAUGACAGUGUUCCCCAAGGGCGCCUACCAUUCUCUGGACAAGGCUUGCAACAUGGGUUACAACGUUGUUGGCCUUGACUGGCUGCAUGAUCCUGUUGAGGCCGUAAAGAUCCGCGGCGACCGCAAUGUCGUCUUUCAAGGCAAUGCCGAUCCAGGUGUUUUGUAUGGCACGAAGGCAGCCAUUACUGAAGCUGUCCAGCGCACUGUGGAUGGGUUCUGGGCCGAAACAAAGAAGGGUUGGAUUGCCAACCUGGGACACGGCAUUACCCCUGGUGUCAAUCCCGAUAAUCUAAAACACUUUUUUGAAGAGAUACAUCGCCUGACCAAGGUCUGA